Molecule: messenger RNA, 950 nt
Organism: Pterocles gutturalis (yellow-throated sandgrouse)
Lineage: Eukaryota; Metazoa; Chordata; Aves; Pterocliformes; Pteroclidae
Gene: DUSP14
Product: dual specificity phosphatase 14
Exons: 1
Coding region: 1-597 (198 amino acids)
Biological process (GO): protein dephosphorylation
Cellular component (GO): cytoplasm
Molecular function (GO): MAP kinase tyrosine/serine/threonine phosphatase activity
Source: RefSeq, a predicted model, not a curated record
AUGACCUCCAGAAGCCACAACUCCUUGCCGAGAACUCUGAUGGCUCCACGAAUGCUUUCCGAAGGUGCCCUGGGGGGCAUCGCCCAAAUCACCCCCUCGCUGUACCUGAGCCGGGGCAGCGUCGCCUCCAACCGGCACCUGCUCCUCUCCCGGGGAAUCACCUGCAUCAUCAACGCCACCAUCGAGAUUCCCAAUUUCAACUGGCCCCAGUUUGAAUACGUGAAAGUGCCUUUGGCUGACAUGCCCAACGCCCCCAUCUCCCUGUACUUCGACAGCGUCGCCGACAAGAUCAACAGCGUGGCGCGGAAGCACGGGGCCACCUUAGUCCAUUGUGCCGCCGGCGUGAGCAGGUCGGCCACCCUCUGCAUCGCCUACCUGAUGAAGUACCACAAGGUCUCCCUCUUUGAGGCAUACAACUGGGUCAAAUCGAGACGCCCCGUUAUACGCCCCAACGUGGGCUUCUGGAGGCAACUGAUAGACUACGAGAGGAAGCUCUUUGGGAAGACGACGGUUAAAAUGGUACAGACACCAUAUGGCAUCAUCCCAGACGUUUACGAGAGAGAGAGGAGACCCCUGAUGCCUUACUGGGGAAUUUAAUGUGACUGCAGACAGGAAGCACAACAGAAGGGACACGCUGUUCUGAGUCGACCAGACUGGAGACAUCCCCUUCUCCUUCUACAGCCAACUUUGGUUCUUUACCAUACAGCAGAACCUCAACUAAUUCUCACCUCACUAACCUGCAAGGCCAACAAUUCCCCCAAAGCGUUUCUCUCUACAGGGACUCCCCCAUCUACGUUUCUCUGAUUUAGCAGAAUGAGGUCUCCUUAUAAGUUUAUUCCUUUCAUAAAGCCUCCCUCCCCUCUUUAGUCAGUUUAUUAGUAUCCUACAAAGAAAGGCCUAAAAGGCAUUUGGCAGAGUUAAUGAAUAAAGUGCGCUUUGUGAUGCGGUAG